GAAAAUGAAAACGUAAAAGAUGACAAAAAGAAAAGCAAAGCAAGACGUAAAGCACUGGGACUGGCGUACACAAUCGAUGAAAACCCCCCCUGGUAUAUCUGCUUAACUCUUGGAUUCCAGCAUUAUUUGAUGAUGAUAGGAGGGACCAUAUCAAUCCCCAUGAUCCUUAGCGGCCCGAUGUGUUUUGCUGACAAGCCGUUGGUUAUAGCAGAAGUCCUAAACACUGUAUUAUUCUGCUCAGGAAUUGUAACUCUCCUGCAGACUACAUUUGGAGUCAGAUUGCCUAUAUUGCAAGGUGGAACGUUUGCGUUCAUGGCUCCCACUUUUGCGAUUCUUUCUCUUCCAAAGUUCCAAUGUCCGGUUUCAGGAAUUACUAACUCCACCAAUAAUGUCAGCUCAACUCCRCAUGAUGAUGGCGAGAUCUGGAAAAUAAGAAUGAGAGAGGUUCAAGGCGCUAUUUUAACAUCUUCUUUUAUCCAAAUAUUUAUCGGUUUUUCUGGUUUGAUUGGAUUCUUGCUUCGUUUCAUUGGACCUAUUACCGUGGCUCCCACAAUUACUCUCAUUGGCUUGGCGCUCUUCCACGUGGCGGCAGACCAUGCAGGAAACCAUUGGGGGAUUUCUUUUUUGACGAUUGCUUUGAUUGCACU
Molecule: messenger RNA, 647 nt
Organism: Exaiptasia diaphana
Lineage: Eukaryota; Metazoa; Cnidaria; Anthozoa; Actiniaria; Aiptasiidae
Product: solute carrier family 23 member 2
Biological process (GO): transmembrane transport
Cellular component (GO): membrane
Molecular function (GO): transmembrane transporter activity
Source: RefSeq, a predicted model, not a curated record